Molecule: messenger RNA, 533 nt
Organism: Ruditapes philippinarum (Manila clam)
Lineage: Eukaryota; Metazoa; Mollusca; Bivalvia; Venerida; Veneridae
Product: tripartite motif-containing protein 42-like
Exons: 2
Coding region: 84-467 (127 amino acids)
Biological process (GO): positive regulation of DNA-templated transcription
Cellular component (GO): chromatin; nucleoplasm
Molecular function (GO): zinc ion binding; ubiquitin-protein transferase activity
Source: RefSeq, a predicted model, not a curated record
UAGUGUAUAAUAUUAUUAUAAUGCAAAUUAAACUAUCUUAUCUCAAAAGUAACGAUAUGUGAGACAAGCGAAGAAGGGGAAACAUGGCAGUAGACGGUCGUAAAAUAAGACAAUCUUUGUAUCAAGGUUCGGACAUAGAACAUGAUUUUCCGUGUUUACCUUGUACUAAAGAAGAAAAGAAUGUAACCGCUAUCAAACACUGUGUGGAAUGUGACGAAAACCUUUGUCAAAAAUGUGUUGGUGAUCACAAUAAAUUUUCGGCAAUGAGAAGUCACCAGUUACUUGACACGGUGAAACAACCGAGCGGGAAAAAGCAAGAAUUACCAAGUCAAAGAUGCGAAAAACAUGGAGGAAAAUUGAUAGAUGACUACUGCCCUGGUCAUGAUAAGGUUGGCUGCUCAACUUGUAUGACUGUUGAACACAGUGGCUGUAAAGACAUUACCUUCAUACCUGAACCUAGCAUGUAAAACUGGCACCACUCAGGCAAUAAAGAUCCUCGAAACCGAAAUAAACACACACUAGAAUCCCGCUUC